Ostrea edulis (European flat oyster) is the source of this 10605-nucleotide messenger RNA. RefSeq names its product zinc finger C3H1 domain-containing protein-like. Gene Ontology annotation, cellular component: extracellular matrix. Gene Ontology annotation, molecular function: protein binding; serine-type endopeptidase inhibitor activity. NCBI's taxonomy places the organism in Eukaryota, Metazoa, Mollusca, Bivalvia, Ostreida, Ostreidae. The transcript is spliced from 49 exons. Bases 105 to 8876 code for a protein of 2923 amino acids. The record is from RefSeq and is a predicted model, not a curated record. Gene Ontology annotation, biological process: RNA processing; cell adhesion.
AGUCGGGUUUGAUAUUCUUCACCGGAAGUACGAAAUACGCCAUUGAUUAGUGUCAUGAUAAAAGUUGAAAUCGAAGGAGAAACUUUCUCACUUAUUUCUUGAAAAUGGAGGGUUCUGGUGACAGUAACUCGCAAAAGGAAGAAGGAGAGUUAUCAGACGAUGAUAAUGAACUUGACAAUGAACUUGAAAAAUUUACCCAUAAUGAUCAGAAUAUGCAUCCAAAGGACAAUAGUUCAUCAUUUCGGGAGUCAAAUAUUGUUCCACGGCAGAAUAAUAGAGUAAAUAAUGUGUGGCAGAACUUCAGACAGCCACCACCAAAUUUCAUCCCAAAUUAUCAAUCAAGUCCCCUUUCGACGUGGGACUACAAUCAUGGAAUGGGACUGUUGAGAGAUGACAGAAUACGGCCCUCACCAAUCCCACCUCUUCAAAAGUGGGACCACAGAGAAAACAGACCACGAGUGCCAAACAGACCGCCUUUUCCUCCCUCUCUGCCUCGCUCGCGACAUUAUAACAAUCCAAUGGAGUAUAGAAGUCACCCCAGUCAACAAAAUAAUAGAUUUGCUCACGAAAGAAGGCAACAGUACCCAAACCAAGAUGUUCCUAAAGAAUCCUCACUAGAAGGUGAUGAGGGGGAUAAUUAUGAACGGCUUCUUCAAAAGUACGAAAAAAUCAAAGAAAAAUUAGCAGAAAUACAAAUGCAGGAAAAAACAGUAGAGGAACAAGUCAAAGAAACCACGACAACAGAUAAAACCAUCACCAAACCCCAACACGUUAACAAGUACACACCUAGGAAACCAGAGAAAAAAAUAGUGGUCGACAUCACUGGAGACGUAGCGAAAGAAAAGGAUAGGAAGGAACCAUCAGCAGCAAUCAAAGAAGAGCCUGAAGAAGACAAAGAUGCAAAAUCAGAUGAGGAAACUGCAGUGAAAGAGGAGCCACAUGAUACAACAGAGGACACCUCCAAAAUGAAGACAGAGUCACCAGAAGAGGAUGUGGUGGUUCUGAGUGAUGAAGAGUCUGGCAAGGAAAACGAACAACAGGAAGUCGCUGAAGAUGACGAUGAUGAAGAUGAUGUGGACUUAUUGGAACUUCGUCUCAUCGCUCUAGCUUCCGCAGUGAAGAAAGAGAAAGUCACGGAUGGUCAGGAGAAGUCCCCAACUGAAGAUACCAACAAAAAAGAGAACUCAAAAAGGACAUCUAGAAGUAACGAAAGGAACAGCAGACGUCCAAGUGGAGGCGCAAACAGACAGGCCAGAGCAGAUAGACCACCUCAAAGUUACAGAGGUACAGAAAACAGGAAUCCUAGAUUAGCCUCAUCUGGAAGACCUCCAGGCUCUCGAAAACCUCAGACAGAUUCCGGUGUCAGACGGCAAAAAUCCAGACGGGGAACGGACAACCGUAGGACUAGCAGUGCUGCAGAAAAACGUCGGCAAGGAGAAAGAAAGGAAAGUAUGGCAGAAAAACGGAGACAUGAUUUAAAGAGGAGGGCUGAGGAGGACAAGAGGAGAGCGGAGGAGGACAAGCGCAGAGAAAUUCAGAGGAUCCUUACCAUUGAUGAUCCUGAGGAGCAGGUUGAUAGAUUCCUCCGCAUGAUGGAUGAUAAACGGUAUCCAGAGUACAGCAAGUUUGUAAAUGCUGAGAAGAAGAAGUCUUCUGUUGGUAAGUCAGUGACACAGACUACAGCGCCUCCUAUGAAGGAUAACUAUGAAGAAGUGGAGAUGGAUCUGGAUAGUGAUAUUGAUUUACCAGCUGCUUCAACAGAACUAACAACGACAGGGUUGGAUGAUGCUAUGGACAAAGAUUAUCGCCAUGGUUAUAUGUAUCCAGUGCCUCUGAUGACUGUGGACACCUCUGCUGCCCCGCUACAGAUGCCUCCCUGGAGUGACCCCCACUUCCCUGGGUACAGCGACGUCCUGGGGGAGGAUGCGAUGGACUCCCAGAAUAUCCAGUGGGGAGACCCAGUGUAUAAACAAAGUUAUAAUGAUCCUACGUAUGGUAGAUUAGCGAGACCAUGGACAGAUGUCUACCCUCCAGAAAACUCUGACCCCCUGAAACUUCCACCCCCUCCUCCACCACCUCCACCACCCCCACCAUUACCACCGGAGGAACCGCUACCCCCUCCUCCUCCAGAUGUCCCAGAACCGCCACCUCUUCCAGCAGAUCCUCCACCAGACAGCGAGGAUACCAUGACUUCCAAACAGACACAAGGGGAGGGGCCUACAGAUAUAUAUGCAGCUCUUAGAUCCUCCCCAGACCUCUCCGAGGAUCUUGAUAAGGAGGAGGCGCAGCUGAGAGCACAAUUGCUGAGAUCUUUAGCAGCCAGGAAGAUGAAAGAGAUCGAGAAAUUGAAAAAUGAGUCAAAUUCUGCGGAUAGUUCCCCAACCCAUAGCCAUUCCUCAGGGACUACAACUUUGACCCAGAAAGCAAAACCAGUGAGGCCAAGACCACCCAUGACACAAAUAGUGAUCCCAAUUCAUGAGCCAGUGGUGAUCAACUUAAAUGAUGAUACAUCAGAUGAGGAUGAAUUUCCUCCUACGACAUCACAUUCGUUACACAGAACCCAAACCAUUCCUACAGCAUCGAUAAACUCCAAUCAGGCUGAUAAACCGCCCAGAGGGGCCAGUAGUAGGUCACUAGAUGGCAGCACUAACACGACCCAGCCUCCCACGACCUCCUCUAGUCUGUUGUCUGGUUUGGAUUCCUUCUUAAAGGAGGCCAGAAUGUCCUCUACAAAUCAGGUAAAGAAAGACACAGGGGACACAGAGCAGAAGACAAAGCUCAGGGAAAUGGAGGAGGAACUUCAAAAUCAACGAAUUGGCGUUGAAAAGGGCAGACUACUCUUCCGAUCUCUGCUUAUGCGCUGCUCCAAGCACAAGAAGGAGUGGACUGAUGCCCAGGCCAACGUAGAGGAUCUGAAGCGGCAGUUAGUGGAGGCUGAGGGUGUGGUGACCAAGAAAAAAGAUCAGUUUGACAAGUCACGUAAACAGGCUCGAGCCCUUAGAGACAAAGUGAACCAGAAGGCCGAAGAUUUAGAGAAGUUUGAGGCUCAGGUGAAGAAGGAGGGCUGUCAGGUGUUUGGGAAAGAUUAUACAGGACCCUGUUCUACCCGGGAGGUGUCGAUGGACGGCACAGCAAGGGCGGAGAAUCUGGCUGUUACUGUCGUUAACGAGCAUGCAGUGAAAAAAGCAGCGACUGGAAAAGAAAACAUUGAACAGACCAAGAAGAAGAGUGAAGCAUACAUUACGGAGGAAAAGGAACGUCUUCAGAAUCUUGAGAAAGAGUACGCACGACGUAUUCAACAUCUCAAAAUGGCCACCGCCAAACGGAAGAUUCAGGCCAGAAAAGCUCGAAUCAGCAAGGGGAGAAAAAGCUCCUCGGAGAUUCCACGGUUAGAGAAAAUUGAAAUCAGUCAAACUGAACAGGAUGAGGAGAGGGUGGAGAUAGAAAAGCCGACCAAACGACGGAGGUCUUUGAUUGAUCUGAACCCUAGCACCAAGCCAAACAUAGAGAAAAAGCCGGAUAGUGCUAUUAUACCAGUGAAAACCUUUAUUAGUGCCAAAAACACAAAGGCUACAGAUAUCAAUGUGCCAAAUUCACAGCAGGUUAAAAAACUAAAACAGCUAUUGGAUGAAAAUGUCUCCACAUAUCUGUCAAAACAGGAAGCUUUACCGCUGACAUGCAGCUACUGUCAAAAUGUGUUUGUGCAGAACUCACAAGAGAUACAAGCAAUAUCUGAACACCGAAAGGUUCAGAGGAGGAAAGACGAUGUAGACUCACAGUUACUUCCCUUUCCAUAUCACAGUCCACUUCGCAACUUUAAAUCAUACAGAUUUAGUCCUUACUUCAGAACGAAGAAUAAACUCUCCUUGUCUUCAGUGACUUUUUCCAAUAAACUGAAUGCUAAUCGGGUUCUGUGCAAAUAUGACCUUCAGGGCACCUGCAAUGAUGAUGAUUGUAAUGGACAACAUCAGAAGGACUACCAUCUGUCUGACCUGGAAGUUCUGCAGGACAUUGUAUCCUACAAUCCUACUGUAUGUGGAGUGGCCCCCGACACCCCUCCUCAGUACUGUGGCAGGCUUAUUGAUACCUAUGUCAAAAAUCUGAGUAAGCAGCACAAUGGAAGACUGACAACGGACGAGUUGAACAUCCUCCUGGUCAGCCAAGUGCUGGAAAAAUCGGGACAAAAAAAACCCCACCUGCUGUUCCUGGAUUCCAGAAAGUGGAGAGUAGGUCAAACAGAGAGGAAAAAGAAAACGGAAAAGUCACCAAGGGACACGACUAGUGAUAAAAUUGAGUGGGAACGUCCGGUCGGCGAUCUGGACAACGUUAUUGGGGACAUGGACGUCCGUUACUUCCUGUCGGAUUCCUCUAACGUACAGGAUAUGGAAUCAGCUGUCCUGGAAAAUCCAGAUGACAAAGCCAUGUGGAUUAAACUGACAUAUAAAAAGCUUUCAGACACCCAGAGCCACACCCCUUCUGAGUGUUUAGACCAUGCCCUGAAUGUGUUGUCACGGGGACUGGAGAAAAACAAGACCAGUGAGGAAUUGUGGGAAAAUUAUCUCACCUUGUUUGCUAAUCAUCCAGACAGCAAAGAUCUCGACAAUAUGUGCCAAAUAGCGCUACAAUUGACACAGAGCUAUGCCAUCUGGUGGAAGUAUCUUGGCACUGUGAAGCCCUUACACAAAAAGACAGACAUCUGUGAUUCCAUUUUGAAUUUCCUGAGAUCUCGCGAUUCUCUAGACCGGUGCCUGCGAUCCCACUAUUGCCUAGAGACAGUAUUAUACAGAGUGUCACUGCACUGCAUAAGUGGAAAGCACAAAACGGCUACAAACUUUCUGCAGUAUCUUCUAACUGCUGAGGGCCCCAAUAAGUACGACUGGCUGAAGUCUGUGAUGUCAAUAGAGGACCGAUGUGUUCUGUGGCUGGUCUUCCUCCACAUCCUGGGGUACAAGUCUGUCCCCACCCAGCUCUACGACCCCACCAACCAGUCCACCGGCAAAAUCGUUUGCAAGGAAAAGUUAAUCCUGAACUGGAAUUUGACCCCAGAUCUUCUGUUGCCGGUGGAUCACUUUAAGGAGAUGAUGUGGAAAGCCUGUGAUUUUAUUCAGAGUCUGGAGGAUGAUGGGAUAUCCCAGGGUUCCCAGCUCUUCACCAAUCUCUUUCACCUCCUGAAAGUCAGCACUAUGUACGAGGAGGCAGCCAAUCUGGGUCGACAACUUCUGAUGAAGAAUCCGGGCCUGAUCAGUGUGUGGAUCUGUGUGGCAGAUUUGUACAGUCACUGUGGGGAGUCACAGGCCACUAGACAGGUGUUUGCUGACAGUUUGGAUGCCAAUCCACUUAGUGCUCACCUCUACUUUUAUGCAGCUAACUUUGAACUGAAGCAGGGAGAAAUCAACAAGGCGAUAGAAACCCUGGAGAAGAGCGUCUUGAUUUGCUACGACGUGGACGUGAAGUCGGAGUUAGCCGACCCCAACCUCCUCUUCUGUUCCCUACUGGGUGAAGAUGUCCCCAUGACCUACUCUCCGCCAAACUUCUCUGAAAUUGUGACCCAGGAACAAAUUUUGGAAGAAAAUCUCUAUGUCUGGCUCAACUACAGCCUGUUACUGGAGUUACAAGGAGACACAGCUGCUGCACUUGAGGCUUAUGAGACAAUGCUUGGCUCCAUGGUAACGGCCUCUGACCUAACAGAAGUUUGGUGCAGAUACCUGGCUUUCUGUCAACGACUCAUCGUUUCCAAGGAGACAGUUUCCAUGGGCAUCAAGACUUAUGUGAACUUGUUCAGUCGGGCUCUCUCCUCUAUUCCUGUCAUGUUUGACACCCCUCAUUCUUCCGGAUCCACCUGGCUGAAUUACCAUCACGUCAACCGAGUUAUUGAUCUGUACAUCAACAGUGUUCCCAAAGACGACCGUCUGUCCGAGUACCAGCUCAUUCUGGAGAAGAUGCCACUAAAUGUGGAGUUACUGCUCUGGGUGUGUACAGAAGUGAUCCAGAGUGAAAACUGGUACCAGGCCAAGAGUCUCUGCACCACCGCCGUCAUCGAGAAAGUCCACAACCCAGCACUGUGGAAGAUGGCAAUAUCUUUGAGCUUGAAACUGGAGAAUGUGGCUGAGACCAGAAGACUUUACCAUAAAGCAGUUCAGUUCCACCCCUACCAUGUGACCUUUUGGAAAGACUUCUUACUGUUCGAGAUCACGCAUGGCUCAUGUGCCAUGGUGCCCAGAAUCCAGAAGCGUUGUCAUGAACUCGGGGUGGUUGAAAUUAUGUGGCGGAUUAAAGGUAUUGUGCUAACUUUGUCCGUGUUUCUGACGGUUUGUGUGGCGGAUCUUACAAUCUGUGAACGCAACCCCAUCCACACAACAGCUGACAAAUCUAAAGGAGAUAACGGAUUUCAAAUUUCUCUUCUGGAAUUGGAUUCCAAAAAGAAAGAAAAAUUCAAACCUAGGAAAAACUAUACAGUUCAACUAAAAAAUAAGUAUGAAGAUGAAGACAAUGGGUUUUUAGGUUUUAUGAUAGUGGCCGUAUCAGAAAAUGCGAAAGACGAGACGGCACCAGUCGGAAAAUUCUUUCUUACAAAGACGGGAAAAGCCCGCAGGAACCCUGAGUGUAAUCACACAGUCGUCACCCAUUAUUAUCUCAUAGAGAAGAAAGAGGUCUCCUUUACAUGGCAGGCCCCAGAGCCAGGCACUGGCUGCAUUAAAUUCAGAGCCACUGUGAUAUCAGAGCAUCCAGAUAUCUGGUUUAAAGAUGACGGAAACUUGACCUAUAAAGUUUGUGAAGAUGUUCCCAUACAAGCACCACUUGGGGAUGCCACAGCUCAGGGUGGGACGGGGAAGGAACCCACCCCUCAGUGCUGUGCCUGUGGAGAAGCCAGGUACAAGAUGCAUUUCCAGGGCCUCUGGUCUAGACAGACCCACCCCAAGGGAUUUCCCAUUGAUGAAGUACAAAAAGUGCAGCUCCAUUGGUCCAGCAUUGUUGGGGCGUCGCACACCCAGGACUACGUGGUGUGGGAUUAUGGGAGAUAUGCCUCACGGGGAGUCAAAGAGGUCUGCGAAUAUGGCUUCUCCAACAACCUUGAGACUGAGUUCAAGAGGAAUAGUAAGAAUAUCAAAACUGUGCUGAAGACUCCUCCGUUGUGGGGGGAGGAGAACCUACUGGGGACCAUGACUGCCAAGUUCCAGGUGGACACCAGCAAGCACCUGUUUUCCUUGCUGACCAUGAUUGGACCCAGUCCUGACUGGUGUAUAGGUGUCAGUAAGGUGGAUCUCUGUAUGCAGAAUUGUUCAUGGGCGGACUCCAUGACCAUCGACCUUUACCCCUGGGAUGCUGGCACGGACAGCGGAAUCAGCUACUUUGACAGUAACAUAGAAACAGACCCUCCGGAGAAAAUCCAUCAUAUCACCAACAGGAAACCGAACCAUGCAGGUUCUCCGUUCUUCUCCAAACACCCGAUAAAACCCAUGGCUCGCCUGACCUUGACAAAAACCAAGGACAUCUGUACAAAGGAUGGCUCAAAGGUCGACCCGAACGACAAAACAAUGAGUACGCUGGAGCUGAUUAAACUGAUGAAGAAGAAGAUGAUGAUGAAGAAAAAGAUAGAAAAAGAAAAAUGUGCGACGACUGAAUGGACCAAUUGGUCCACCUGCAGUAACUCGUGCGGGAAUGGAAAGCAAGAACGUCGACGGCUUCUGAAAAAUCCCCAGAUUCAGCGUGAAGUGUGUGGCAUUGACCUUGAGGAGUCAAGGUCAUGUCAAGGGGAAUGUGUAGACUUCGGUUCAGGGAGUAAAGUCAAGCAAUUACCCGAUGAUUUUGUAGUCAAGAUUGCCACCUCCGUGCGAGACCCCAGUGACCUUUGUGCAAUCACUCACUGGAGUGACUGGUCUCCCUGCAGUCAGACUUGUGGGGUGGGGAUCCGAGAGAGGUGGAGAAAUUUCCUUCAGAAGAGUAAUACGACCAGCAAGUGUGGCAUCCGUCUGAUGGAGAAAGAUAUAUGUCGGGCCGAUAUAGACUGUCGUCUGGCCCACCAAAACAAAGACUACACAGCCAUCUGUCGUAUGGAACCCAGUAUAGGGCCGUGUAGGGGAAAUUUCCCUCGCUGGUAUUAUAACACCACCCACAAAACUUGCAUGGUUUUCUCCUAUGGUGGUUGCCGUGGUAACGAUAACAAAUUUGAGAAUGAGGCUGAUUGCAACAAGUAUUGCACAGAUCACAUGGCAAUGCUGAACUCCAGGAAUGAGGUCAUGACCCCAAUGGAAGGAGACAUCAAAGUCACAACAAUCAAAACCAAGAAGAUAAAAAAGAACAGGAAACCCAAGGGAGGAAAAGGCUCGAAAUCGAAGGGAGGAAAAGGCUCGAAACGCAGGAAAAACAAGCGAAGGAAAAAUAAGAGGAAGCACAGAAAUGGCAAGAAAAAGGGGAAAGGAAAAUCGUUAAAACCGAGACCCCCUAUUCAACCGCAUGACCCCAGUCUGGGGCCCGCUAUUGACUGUAUGGUGUCUGCUUGGUCGAAUUGGAGCCAGUGUAGUGUCACUUGUGGGCGUGGAGUGAUGACUAAAACAAGGACUAUUAAAGUGCCAGCGCAAAACGGAGGACGAAGAUGUCCCAGGAAGCUGGUCAAGACCAGGAAGUGUAAAUUAUCAAAAUGUCCCAUUGAUUGCCAGAUGGGAAAUUGGGGGGCAUGGACGCCGUGUUCCCAGACGUGUGGUGACAAUGCUGUCCAGAAGAGGCGUCGCGACAUUGUCAAACGGCCAAAGAGGGGAGGUCAAAUCUGUCCGGCACGAAGGGCCAAGAGGAUGUGUGUACUGCCAAAGUGUCCGGACAUGGACAUGGAGCGUAUGAUGCAGGAUGCAGUUUUAAAAAUCCCAGGGUUCCUGCCUUGACAGCUCAGUAUCUGCCAAUAGCAUUUCUGUACACAUAUCAUAUGACAGUCAUCCACUUAAAUGUGACAAAACAUGUGAUUGGUGCACUUUUUUAACACCUCAUCAUAUGACCACACUCGGUCUAGAAGGAUCAUGUGACUUACCGAUGCCUGUGUAUACAAAUCCAUAUGACAAUGACUUUUGUCCUCCAAUAUACCUCAUUCUGAAGAUGUUAUUUACAUGAACUAGGAAUGGACUGCUCUUAAUCAUGCUAUCCAAAUUGCAUGUUGAUUGAAUAACAAAGUGAACAGUCCUUUCCAUUAUAGAAAAAAAUCGAUGGCAGUACUUGUGGAUAGAAUGGUGUGUAGAAAGCUCCUUACUUAUCAAAUAGAACUUGUGGGCGGGACGCUUCUGACUGUGGGCUGGACACUUCUGACCGUGGUCCAGACUUAACAGUUGUGAAGUUAGUCCAAGUUUUACGGAAGUCAACUGGUCUGGUAUUGUUCUGAGUACCUUGUGAUUGACAUUGAUAUUAUAACUUUUGUACAUAGUGUAUCUACUGUAAGAGUGACUUCAUCUGAUGCCAUACAAGGAUGAAAUUUUUAAUGGGUAAAAUUGUGAACAGCUUCGUUUCUUUUCUUAUUUUUAAGAAUUCAAAAACUGAGUUGAAAAGAGAAAAAAAAAAACCCACAAAUCUACUCAAGAAAUAUGUAUGCUGUACAAUUUUGAUUUUUAAUGUGAUUGAUGUGACGAUCACAGUGAAAAUUUCAUCAUGGUUGUAAUGUUGUAUAAAUUUAGUAUUUAUUUCCAUUUUUCCAUUGCAUAAUAUCAGGGUAUUGGUUGUUGAGAGUGUGUGUGUCGUUUUGAGUAAGUAUUGUUGUACAGCUGUUACGGAAUGUCCAUUGUGUACAGUUUAUAUGGUUUUCAUAAAUCACACCAGGGGUGGUAUCAGUGGUGCAGUUUGCCACCGCCUCUGUCAUGAAUAUUCAAAACAACGUUGUGAAUAUUCAUGAAGUUUUCAGAUGUAAAUAUUGUGACAUUUUCUACAACAUUUGCUAGCAUCAUGGCAGCAAUUUUUGUGUUUACUUGUUCUUAAACUAUUAUGUUAAGAUGAAUGCACAUGUAGUCCUCCAUUCAAGCUUUAUUGCAGUUGAGAAAAAAAGUCAAUUCAAGGGACAUAACCCUGUCAAAAAAAAUCCAAGAUGCAGUAAUUUUUGAACACAUAAAAUUAUGCAACUGAGUUUGGUGGCAGGGAUAGUGAUUGUUUCUCACCUCAGGUUAUUUCGACUGUUUGAAUUGUCAAUUUUAAAAGAAAAUGCCUUGUAUCAUUAUGUGGAGUUCCUGUUAUAAUUAAAAUCAAUGGUCAGUGCCCUUGUUUAUGUACAUUGUACAUGUAUAUACUGUUAUAACUUGUUCUUUCUCAUGUUACGUUUUUUCACUAAUGUCAGUUAUGUGUCACAUUCAUAAAUCUCUCAUACUCUUGUACCAAAUCUACUGACAAAUUUUAAACAAUUAAUAAGUUUUGUUAAAUUUUGAAUCUCACAAUUUUAACCAGUUAUAAAAUCUGUCAUUUUGAAUGUCUUUAGAAUGUCCGUUGUAAUUUUUGGCCUGUACUGAAUGUGCCUUUGUAUUUAUUUAUGCCUGUAUUGUUAAGGGUCUGGUUGUGGACCUUGUAUCCAAUAUUUCUAUACUCUUUUCAAACAACAAGUACUCCUGUACUCAUGAGGUUUUGAAUAAAAAUUAAACACUG